This is a messenger RNA of Hibiscus syriacus, 1117 nucleotides long. RefSeq names its product LOB domain-containing protein 41-like. NCBI's taxonomy places the organism in Eukaryota, Viridiplantae, Streptophyta, Magnoliopsida, Malvales, Malvaceae. The transcript has 2 exons. Gene Ontology annotation, biological process: regulation of gene expression. The coding region runs from base 71 to 931 and encodes 286 amino acids. The record is from RefSeq and is a predicted model, not a curated record.
UCAAUCCCCUACUUUGCUUUCUCCAAUCUUGACCUUGCCAUUCAAACAGCUUUCUCUCAUUCUUUUCAAAAUGCGUAUGAGUUGUAAUGGAUGCCGGAUUCUUCGUAAGGGAUGCAGUGAAAAUUGUAGCAUUAGGCCAUGUUUACAAUGGAUCAAAAGCCCUGAAUCCCAGGCUAACGCUACCGUUUUUCUCGCCAAGUUUUAUGGCCGUGCCGGUCUCAUGAACCUCAUCAACGCCGGCCCCGAACACCUUCGUCCUGCUGUUUUUAGGUCAUUAUUAUACGAGGCUUGUGGGCGGAUCGUGAACCCGAUUUAUGGUUCUGUUGGGUUAUUAUGGUCCGGAAGCUGGCAGCUUUGUCAAGCCGCCGUGGAAGCUGUGUUAAAAGGUGCUCCCAUCACGCCGAUUGCUUCUGAAGCCGCCGCCAAUGUUCAGGGGCCGCCGCUAAAAGCAUACGACAUUCGUCAUGUCUCAAAAGACGAGAACUCUGCGGCCUCCAACAAUGUUCAACGAGUCAAGACUCGUUGCCGGGUUAAAAGAACUAUGAAGCCCAAGGUGGAUAACCCGGUCUUAGAGGAGGAGAACUGCGAACAACCCGAACCGCGGUGUUACGCGGAGGAAGGGUUGGAGGGAAACCGAUCGACGAGUCACGAGUCGUCGCUGAGUCACCAGUCUGAGUUGGCUGUUAUGGAUGGGGAAAGUAAAGAAACAGAGAGUAUGAUCUCAUCAGAGGAAACAGUGGGGGCUUCGCGGCUGUUUCCGGUGGUGCCGGAGGGAAGCAGUGAGAUAGGGCUGGAAUUGACGUUGGGGUUUAAGCCGGUUGUAUCACGCGGUUGUGAGGUGGUGGUGCCCGUAAAGAAGAGGAGAGUGGAGGCGUUGGAGGAUAGUCAAAGGCGUAAGGUGGAGCUGGGGCUUGACUAUCCGGCGGCUUAAGUGGCUUUUAUGUUUUAUUCCCAGUUUUGGCGGCUUGUUUCAGCUUUUGCUUAUUUACCUUUUACAUACAAGAGUUGUGGGCUUUUGUUUUUGUAAUUUCUUCUCUUUCCCCUUUAUGUAAACAGAGGGAGCACAUAGUCCCAAUGCGGUUUACAUGAAUAGAAAUGGUAAAUUUUAUAGGUGGAA